GCCCUGCCAGGACCUGCCGGGCUCCAUUCACGCCAACAAGUUUGGGAGAAUGUUGAGUUCAAUCACGCCGGAGCCGCGAUGGAGCGCAGCGCACUGCAGUGGGUCGGCGCCCCGUGCGGCUCGCACGGCCCCUACGUCUUCUACCGGGCGUUCCGCUUCCAGCGCCGCGGCGGCGGCGGCCGGGCGCGGGUCCUCUCCCUCGGCGACUUCUUCUUCGUGCGGUGCCGCGCGGAGGAGCCCGCCUGCAUCGCGGAGCUGCAGCUGCUCUGGGAGGAGCGCACCAGCCGGCAACUUCUCUCCAGCGCCAAACUUUAUUUUCUCCCCGAGGACCCCCAGGGCAGGACCAGUGACCAUGGCGAGGAUGAAGUUAUUGCUGUUUCAGAGAAAGUCACUGUGAAGCUUGAAGACUUGGCAAAAUGGGCCCAGUCCGAUUUCUCCAAGUGGAAGUGUGGUUUCCGGGCUGAGCCGGUUAAGCCAAUGGAUGUGGGGAAGAAUGGACAGAAGGAAGCCUUGAUGAGAUAUAGACAAUCCACGCUCAACAGCGGCUUGAACUUCAAAGACAUCCUAAAGGAGAAGGCUGACCUCGGUGAAGAUGAUGAAGAUUCAAACCUGCUAAUUCUCAGCUACCCACAGUACUGUCGAUAUCGUUCCAUGCUAAAGCGCAUUCAGGACAAGCCUUCUUCAAUACUAACAGAUGAGUUUGUUCUAGCCCUGGGUGGCAUUGCAGUAACAAGCAAGAACCCCCAAAUCUUCUACUGUCGGGAUACAUUUGAUCAUCCAACUCUUAUAGAAAAUGAAAGCAUAUGUGAUGAGUUUGCGCCAAAUCUUAAAGGCAGACCACGCAAAAAGAAGCCUUGCCCACAAAGAAGAGAUUCAUUAAAUGGCAUUAAGGAUUCCAACAAUAAUUCUGAAAGCAAAGCUGUUGCCAAGGUAAAAUGUGAGGCUAAGUCAGCUUUGCCCAAACCCAAGAGUAACAACAACAACUGUAAAAAAGGCUCAAGUGAGGAUAAAUCAAAGAUUGCCGUAGGUGAAGAAUGCAGAGCUGAUGAGCAGGCUUUCCUUGUGGCACUUUAUAAAUAUAUGAAAGAAAGGAAAACACCAAUUGAACGAAUACCCUAUUUAGGUUUUAAGCAGAUUAACCUUUGGACUAUGUUUCAAGCUGCUCAAAAACUGGGAGGAUAUGAAACAAUAACAGCCCGUCGACAAUGGAAACAUAUUUAUGAUGAAUUAGGUGGUAACCCUGGAAGCACAAGUGCUGCUACAUGUACUCGCAGACAUUAUGAAAGAUUAAUCCUGCCGUAUGAAAGAUUUAUUAAAGGAGAGGAAGAUAAGCCACUGCCUCCAGUGAAACCUCGAAAACAGGAUAACAGUUCCCAGGAGGGUGAAGUGAAAACAAAAGUGUCUGGAACAAAACGCAUCAAAAAUGAAAACCAAAAGAGCAAGAAGGAAAAAGAUAAUGCACAGAAACCCCAAGAUGCAUCUGAGGUUUCAUCAGAACAAGAGAAAGAUCAAGAAUCAGCAGACCAGAAAAAUUUCCCAGAACAUCCUACAGCGGGAGAGAUGAAACAGCCCAUGCAAGGCCCUCCAUCUCUUUUACCAGAGGCAGCUCGGCCUCUACCUCUGGAAAAGACAGAUUUGACAGAAAACAGCUCGAACAGUGAGAAAGCCAAGGAGGAUGUUCCUCACUCAUCCUCUUUCUCAAGUAUAUCUGUGCCCCCAGAAGAAGAUACUAUGCUGGAUGCCACUGUCACGAAACGAAUGCACCCCUCAGCAGAUGCCCUGGAAGACCCAAAGCUGGAACAAAGAAUACACAAAGCUUUUAAUGAGAGCUUAGAAAGCGAACCUUCAGAAAUGCCCUUCACAGCUUUUCCAGUCCAGCUGCCCACUCAAAGUGACAUGGAAGAUGACAAAUUGCCAGAGAUGGCUGAUUACAUUGCAAACUGCACGGUGAAAGUGGAUCAGCUGGGAAACGAAGAUAUCCACGACGCACUGAAGCAAACGCCCAAAGUACUGGUGGUCCAGAACUUCGACAUGUUCAAAGAAAAGGAGCUGCCUGGGUCCAUGAAUGAAGACUCCACUUUUGGUUACACACCACUGCUCUACUCAAAGGGUAAUCCAGGCAUCAUGUCACCCCUAGCAAAGAAAAAGCUGCUGUCGCAGGUCAGUGGGGCAGCCUUGUCAUGUAGUUAUCCUUAUGGUUCUCCUCCACCUUUGAUUAGCAAAAAGAAAUUGAGCAGCAGAGAUGAACUGUCCUCAAGCAUAUCACAAGGUCCCCACAUCCCGAAUUCUGAUCCCAUAGCAAUUAAUAGGCCAACAGUCAUACAACAUGUACAGAGUUUUAAAACCAAGGAAGAAAGGAAAUCAAUUAAUGACGUUUUUAAACAUGACGUGCUAAGUAAACCGGAUCCUCAGCGCUGUGAUUUUUCAAAACAUCACCUCAGUUCUCUUGCUGAGUCGUAUGUACCGAAGACAGAUAUCCAGGACUGCAAAGAUAUGAGUGAGAAAAGGGCACUGCAGCACUCCCAUGUGCCCACUUUCUUGGCAGAUUUUUAUUCAUCACCUCAUCUGCACAGCCUUUAUAGGCACACAGAACACCACCUUAAUAAUGAACAGACAUCAAAGUACCUCCCCCGGGACAUGUUCAGAGAGUCUGAAAAUAUUUCUACUUUUACUCAACACAAACACCAAGAAAAACUAAAUUUAAAUUAUCACCCAUCUUUGCAUCAGCAAGAAAAAAAGGCGUCAGUGGAAGCCUCUUCAGAUGAUCAGCCAACAGAUUUGAGUCUUCCAAAGAGCAUACACAAACAGACUGCAAAGGCUCCCGGCUCCGGCCUCUCUCAUUCAUCUGUGGCCCAGCAAGAAGGCAAAGGUAUCUCCCCGUUCCAGGCUGUGAGCAGCCAGACAGUGAGCAUAGACUGUAACCCCAAAGCUUGCCGUGUGUCCCCCAUGGCCAUGACAGCCCCUAAAAAACACAGUGAGUUGCUCCACAGGUCUGGGAAGCAGCAGGCACAGAGACUGGAGAAUCUGAGGAAGAUGGAGGGGAUGGUGCAUCCUAUCAUAAGCCGCAGAACGAGCCCUCAAACCAUCGGGGCUGCCCGGCCUUUGAAGCGGAGCCUGGAGGACUUGGACAAAGUCAUUUCUGAAAAAAAAAUCCGAGCUGUCUCUCCUCUGCACUUACCAAAGGAGACCUCGGCGAAAGAAAAGGUUCCCGAUGCAGAGGGGGAAGGCAGCAAGCCGCUGCAUGGCCUGCAUUCAGGCAGCGUGCUGGAGAGCCACAAAUUUCCCCUCUCGGCCCCGAUCUUCCCAGGCUUGUAUCCAGGAACCCUGUGCACAGGGCUGAACAAUCGCCUCCCGCCUGGGUAUUCCCAUCCUUUACAGUACUUGAAAAAUCAGACCGUGCUCUCCCCACUAAUGCAGCCUUUGGCUCUUCAUUCCUUCAUGGUGCAGAGACAGUUCCUCACGUCCCCUACAAAUUCUCAGCAACUGUAUAGACACUUAGCCGCAGCAACACCUGUAGGAAGUUCGUACGGUGACCUUUUGCAUAACAGCAUUUAUCCUUUAGCUGCUAUAAACCCUCAAGCUGCAUUUCCACCUUCCCAGCUGUCCUCUGUACAUCCCAGCACAAAACUGUAAACCCCCUCACUCGAAAAAAAAGUCUGAGAAAACAAGUUCAGUUAGCGACAUUCCUUCCCCUGUGACGAUGUCUUGCAGAUUUAGCAAUCUGUAUUUUUGUCAACCAGGAUGCAGUCGUAUCCCGCAUAGCGGAAAGCUUCAGAGUGUGAUCAAGACAGGACUACUUCUUUAAUUCUGGCUCCACGUCAGCCCCCUCUCCCCUCACCCCUGCCCUGGCAAAACAACAACACACAAACACACAAAAAAAGUCUUUGGAUUUUGCAUAUGUGUUUUCUGAAAGGACUUGUGUAUGGUAAGAGCAAAUGUUCAAAGGGAGCCGUGGAAAUGCAGGCCCAGUCCUGAGCUCACUGAAAUGAGAGGUGACAUUUGCAUUUGCUUUUCAUUGAGCCAGGGACCAGAGGCUGAGCGUUGUUGCAAAUGAGUCAAGGACUCAAGAUGAACCUGGCAAGGAGAAGAGGGCCGAGAAUCCACACAAUCAUUGGAUGUGCUUUUUUGGGUAACUUUUCCUGACUUUUAAAGAUUCAAUCAAUGCAAUGUAUAGUAAAACGGCAAUAGAUUUUUCAUUUUAACACUAUUAGAACAGAAGGGUAAACACUGUUUAAUUUGACUGUACAUAUCCACUUCAUAAACUACCAGUGUCACAUUUGGUCACAAUAAUUUAUAUAGUUUUGUUUGUCCAGUAUAUUCUGUGCUCUUUAUGUUCAUUUCUUGUUUUGUUUUUGUUUUUCUUUUUUUUUUAAAUUAAACAGUAUCAUUUUAUCUGCAACUUUUUUUAAAGGCUGUGGCUGUCCUAAUUUUUUUUAUGUGUUUGUAAUUUUUCCAGUUUCUUCAUACUUGGAGCAGCGUUUUUGUUUUAUUUUUGUGGUAACGUUUACUGUUUACAAACUGAAGCAACUGGUUCAGAUUCAUUUUAACGGAUAUAAACAUACUGUAGGUAAUAUUAUGGUGCAAGGAUGCAAGCAAGGUUCCUUUCCCUACAGUCCAGUCCUGCAGGGUGCUGAGCACCUCCCGCUCUCCUCAUGCUGUUGCGGCGGCUCACGCACUGCUUUCCCCUUCCCACCAAGCUUUGCUUUCCCAUAUCAUGGUCCGUGAAUUUGUCAAGAGUCGCACUUACCUUACCUAGGCUGUGAAACCCUCCUGUGUACCAGAUCUAGAAAACAAAACCUCACUGACACGAGCUGCUGGUUGGCAGAGGGGUCCAGAAAACGGAUUUGUGGUUUGCAAGAAUGUUGAGAAUUUCAGAAAUUAGGACAGGAGCCCGUGCUGGUUUGAACCAGAGGUGGCUGGGUCCCAUGCCAUGGGCCAAGCUCGGUGGAAUGGGUUGGGGUUGUGUGCAGUGGUUGCCCCGCCAGCCCCGGCUUCCCCACUGAUGAGCGCAGCCAGCGCCCGUGGGCUGGGUCUCUGCUGGUGGCAUCCAGCCCCUGAGGUGGCAGCGGAGCUGGUGCCUGCUGGGACGGUCCUUCCACACCCUGCGGGCACCGCAGCCCUCCCCGGGCAUCCUCCACAGAGCAGAAGCCAGGAGCAGAGGGGCUGGGUUUUGAUAACGAAAGAGCUUUCCUGUGGAUGCAUGUUCACGUUGAAGGAUGUCACCGCCAUGCAGCUGAGCGUAGACAUCGAUAAAGAGAAGUGUGGCUUGGAGGCUUUUUACAAUGUGAACAUUGGUUGUGAUUCAAACCAUCUCAGUUAUUGUUCAAAGACAGCAUAAUCGAUACGAAAACAAAAAUGGAAACUACUAAGAAACACUUUGCAUGCUAGGCAUGUCAUUAAAUUUUCCCGUGAUAUGAAGCCAAAUACAAUAUAUAAUGUAUCAUAGUUAAUAUCCAAAGGUGGAAACCAGAAUAAUAUACUCAUCUACUGUUAAAGAUCCAGCUUCUUCGAUUAAAUACUUUAUAUUCCUGUGGUAAAACUAUAUUUAAUUGAUCAAUAAACAGACUAGUAGAACUUAGAACAUGGAUGUGCCAAUGCAGAGCAUCCUGCUGCUCCACAGAUCAUACAGGAACAAAACCGCAGGCUCAGCUGGGCAGAGGCCAUAAUGUUGAGGACAUCUCUAGUAAAGUUGCACUAGAUCUGAAUCAUGUGAGAAUCAGGGGUUUAGGGAUGGGUGGGGGGAAGGAGGGUGGGGGGACAGAGAGAAUAUGAGAAUCUACAGCAAACACAACUAGGAGCUUGUGUGUUUGGCAAAGCAAGCGUUUCUCCUUCUUGUUUAGGUUAAAACGUGUGUCCUGGAUUUGUGCAUUUGUUUACGCAAAGUGUCCGCUUUCCCUUUUGAUUGUGUCGUGUUGGAGUUUGAUCGUAGCCUUUGUGAAGCAGAGUUAACACCGUGCGGGGCAGGGGGAAGGUGAGCGGGGAGGGAGGCUCCUCACUUGCCCUAGGAGGACACUGGCCCCUUCAGUCUGGGGAGGCUCAUCAUAUGAUGGGCAAAACCUCAGGACAAAUAAAAAGAAAUGGUAGUGUAAACCCCCAACAGAAGUGGUGUGUUAUUUGUUUAAAAACUCCUAAGAGAAAUCUUGGAAAUCUUUUGAAAGGCUAUUGAAUUCUCCAUUGGCUGAAAAGUCUUUUUUUUUUUUUUUUAAUGUCUUAAAUAGGGCUUUGUUUGCAUUGUUUGAGUUCAAGGGGCCUUAUUAUUGAAUGAAAUUGCACAAGCCUGUCUUUGUGCAAUCAAACCAUUGUUAUUGCUAGGUUUGUAAAGGAAACUGUGGAAUCUAAUUGGCAAUAGAGUCAUAAAUCUAUUUACCAAGAACCAGUUCCAAGAAAUGUUGCAAGCUGAACGCACUAUGUCCAGGAUUCAUUAGGGAUGCUAAAGGUUGUAACGGCCCAGCAGCAACGGCUCACGCGUGCCUUUUGGCUGCAGGCUGAGCCUGACUUCACGAAGCACAUCAGCAGUAGCACUUGUCAGUGCAGUGCACUCCUAGCAAGAGCCGAGGUGUGCGAGGACGGCGUUUUGCAAGUCUGUCUUGGCAACGUGAAGUGUUUGCCUGGUAUACCCAUGCAUGGGAAGUAGUUUGUCCCAGUUCGGGACAAGGCGGCAGCACGUGGCAGCGGUGUCGGGAGCUUUCGGGGCACACGGGGAUGCUCCUUGGCGCGCUCUCCUCUGCAGUGGUCAACCAGGCGGCAUCGGGGCCGAUCGAACAGUUGUCACAUUUUAGUGAGAAUUCCUGAGAAUUCCUGCGCUGGUGUGAGGCCCACGGCAUUGGAACUGUUUCCAUGAGCACUUACUAUGGUGUUUGCUGUAAACGUGGUUGAUACUUCACUUGUUCUCUUCCUCCUCCUCCCCUCCUUCCCUGGCCCCAUAGUUUUAAAUAUGUUCUAAUAAUGGCAGCAUAAUCUACUAGCUGUUUAUACUUUUUUAACUUUCUUUUGUUGUAAAUAUUGUAUACUUUUUGUGAUUCAAGUUAUGUAGCCUAUAUGCUCUGUAAGGUGAUGAUUUGUAUAUAUAAAAAUGGCCCAGUAAUAUUAUAUAGUUUCCCAUUUAAAAGGUUAUUGAGUAACCUUUGCGUUAGUUUAAACACUACCAGAAAUAAAGCUGAGCCAACUAUAAACACUCAAUUUUUGUAUGUUUUCCAAAUUGUACUUAUUAAUGCUUUUGAUACUGUAUUAUGUGCCAAUAGUUUCCCAAUCACAUAGCAGGCAAAAGAUAUUUUGUACUUUUUGAUCCACUGUAAUAUUUAAUAAAAAAUGUUACUAUCUGU
Molecule: messenger RNA, 7322 nt
Organism: Cygnus atratus (black swan)
Lineage: Eukaryota; Metazoa; Chordata; Aves; Anseriformes; Anatidae
Gene: ARID5B
Product: AT-rich interaction domain 5B
Biological process (GO): regulation of transcription by RNA polymerase II
Cellular component (GO): nucleus
Molecular function (GO): transcription cis-regulatory region binding
Source: RefSeq, a predicted model, not a curated record